UACACACAAGAAUAUAAAGUGGCUUCAUCUUCAUGAUCUCCAUUGGCCAUUCAAGUAGGAACGACUGUUAAUUAAAGAAUAUAAUAAAUGGAUUUGCCGGCGGGAGAAAUGACGUUUCUGCCGAGUUUUCUACCGCAAAUGACGCCGGGGAGCAGUGCUAGUGAGAGCAUCUUUGCUCUUGGUGAUGAUAUCUUUGCUGCUCAAGCCGGAGAAAUGACGUCUCUGCCGAGUUUUCUACCGGAAAUGACGUUGGUAAAUAGUGUUAGUGAGAGCAUCUUUGCUCUUGGUGAUGAUAUUUUUGCUGCUCCGCCAAGCAGUGACAUCUUUGGAGAUUGGUUUCACUCACCAGAAAUGCCUCUUCCAUAUGCGGCUGAACCGGCGAUUCCACCGCCACCAACAACUGCCGCUAGUCCCGCCACUAAUGACGUAAUCAACGGCCGCUAUAGUGACAUCAUCAUCAUUGACGAUGUUGACGAAGAACAUACACUUCAAAGGGGAGGAAAACGUCAGCGUCGCCAUACCGCCGCGCAGAUCAAUGAAAUGGAAUCGGUUUUUAAGGUAUGUCCCAACCCAGAUGAAAGUGUAAGAAAGGAGUUGGGUCGUUCACUGGGUUUGGACGAAGCGCAAAUCAAAUUUUGGUUCCAGAACAAGCGCACCCAAACCAAGGCCCAAAAUGAACGUCAAGAUAACACGGAACUGCGCCUUGAAAACCAAAAGCUCAGGAUUCAACUAUUGAAGUACAAAAAGGCCUUUGCUAAUGUGAAUUGUCACCAAUGUGGCUGCCGAGUCCCCAACCCAUUGCCCUCCCAAGAAGACGAUUGGCUCAACUCUCAUAAUAGUUAUCUCCCCUCUCUUCUUGGGCACCAAGAACUUGCACCAAUAAGUAUGUCAAACCAAGUCGAGCCACCGCCCCUAGCCAGGGAAACCGGACGUGGGAUACUAACUGAUGAGGUUCAAAAGAGACAACGCCUCGUGACAGAAAUGGCAAGUUGUGCCAUGGAUGAACUACUUCAGAUGGCACAGCUAAAUGAGCCGUUGUGGGUCCCCUCUGCCGCAGGGGACACAUUACAUCUAGACAAAGAUGCAUAUACGAGGUUUUUCUCAGGGGUAUCUUCUACGGGGAACCCAGCAGGGCCUAAGGCUGUGGCUUCCCGUGAAAGCACCGCAGUGAAGAUGGACAUUCCCAUGCUCGUACAAGCAUUCAUGAACGUGGGCGAUUGGGCAAACAUGUUUUCUAGCAUUGUCUCCAAGGCCAUCAGCCACGAAAUUCUGUCAAUUGGAGUGGCUGGAACCUAUGACGGAGCUUUACAAGUGAUACAUGCAGAUUUCCAUUUACCAUCACCACAAGUUGUGCCUCAAACUUAUUACUUUUUGAGGUAUUGCAAGAAGAACGCGGACGGAACAUGGGCAAUCGUCGAUGCUUCUAUAGAUCAUCGACAUUUGCCUAUGUCCCAAGUGGUGGGUAGAAACUGGAGGAGACCAUCUGGGUGCCUCUUAGAAGAAGCUCCCAAAGGGUACACAAAGGUGACAUGGGUUGAACAUGUGGAGGUAGUGGAUGAGGGCAUCCAGCUUGUCAAUAUUUAUAAACCUCUCCUAUCUUCUGGCCUUGCAUUUUCCGCAAAGCGUUGGAUCGAGACGUUAAAUAGACAAUGCGAGCGUUUUGCUUCCAAGAUGUCCCUAAGCCUCCCCGCCACCCCAAACGAUAAUCUUGUGGUGAUAACCCCAGAAGGGAAAAGGAACAUAUUUGCGCUUGCAGAGAGGAUGGUAAAGAGCUAUAUGAAUGGGGUGAGUGGGUAUACAAUACAGCCAUGGAAGGUUAUCCAAGGAGGGGGAGUUGGGGUUAAUGAUGUGAGAGUGAUGGUGAGAAAAUCCAUAAGUGAAACAGGGGUGCCUUCUGGCAUUAUUUUAUGCGCAUCGACAUCUUUCUGGCUUCCCUCGGGACCGAACAAGGUAUUCCAUUUCCUACGCGACGAACGCAACCGAUCUCAGUGGGAUAUUCUUUCUAAUUCAGGUUGUGUGAAAGAAUUAACACGCAUUACAUAUGGAAGUGAUAUUGACAGUUGUGUUUCAUUGCUAAGGGGCGAGAAUCACUCCCAAGGCAACGUGAUGAUGUUACAAGAAAGUUUCACGGGUUCGAUGGGUUCCUUUGUCGUAUAUUCUUCGGUCGAUAUGUCACGAAUGAUUGUCGUUUCCCGAGGGGGAGACCCGAAAUUGGUGUCCAUUCUUCCAUCUGGAUUUGCUAUACUUCCAGAUGGGGAAAUGGGAAAUAAGUCUGGAACCCUUUUAACACUUGGGUUUCAGAUUCUAGUUGAUCAUGUUCCUACUGCAGAGCUUUCAUCAGAUUCAGUUCAGCUUGUUAAUGGGCUUAUCACAAGGACUGUGGACAAGAUCAAUUCAUUGCUUUCAUAAAAUGUUAUACCAUUGUUCUUGCAGGUGUACAUUUCAUUACCAUUUUAAUGCCAAUCCUAAUGUUUUUUUUUUAAAUAUUCUACUCUAUUAGUUCACCAAAACACUUCCUCUUUCAUUUUCUUGUCUUCCACCAAAACACUUCUACUUUUAUCCAAAACACAUCAUAUUCUUUCACCAAUAAUCUAUGUAUCACAUC
This is a messenger RNA of Cuscuta campestris, 2605 nucleotides long. The record is from the annotation of a GenBank genome assembly. NCBI's taxonomy places the organism in Eukaryota, Viridiplantae, Streptophyta, Magnoliopsida, Solanales, Convolvulaceae.